Messenger RNA from Scutellospora calospora, 186 nucleotides. The record is from the annotation of a GenBank genome assembly. Lineage: Eukaryota; Fungi; Glomeromycota; Glomeromycetes; Diversisporales; Gigasporaceae.
AAAAAUAUAUCGGAUGUUGAUAUGGAAAAUCUUAAGUUGUAUCUCCUUGGUCUUGGCGUUAUUAUUUAUAAACAAUAUGACUCAGUCAUAAUGAAAGGCUUUGACGUCGAAAUGCCCGAAGAAUAUGUGUCAGUUUUGUCAGAAGAUAAAAAUGUACAGUCAGUGGAACCGGAUCAAAUUGGUUAG